UUUUGAGGUUUUGAAGAGGCCGCUUGUGUUGUUGUUGACUUGUUUUCUUUUUUUUUCAUCUGUCAAGUUCGAUUUCGAAUACGACUACUAUUUAUGCUCAGUCUAGCACGCGAAAAUGACGGAGAUUGUAUCAGAGUCGAGCGAAGAGCAGACACGUGGAGUUUGGGAGAUGAUGGAGCUGCUUAACAUCGACGUGCUGGAGGAGGAACGAGCGGAGGAGCCGGAAGAUGCGCCGCAGGCCCCCCUUUCAAAGAACGCGUCGAGGAAGCAACGGCACUGGGAGAGGACGCUGGCUGCCAGGAAGAGCAAGAGAAGAGAGGAGAAACGCAGGAGGAGGCUCAAUCGGCACUCGGGUAAAGACGAAGAAGAAGAAGACACGGCGCACCAUCAGCUCAGCAAGCGAGCCGUGAAGGCCGCCACCCGAGAGCGUUUGGCCGAGGCUCGCGUCAGUGGCCUCAAAGUGUGCGUUGACCUCAGCAUGAGCCACCGCAUGUCCGACAAGGAGACGAGCCGACUGGCAGCUCAGUUGCGGCGGUUGUACGGAUCCAACAGAAGGGCGAGCAAACCCUUCCGUUUGUUUCUGACCAGCCUUCGGGAGGACAGUCGCCUCCUGGCGGAGUGCGUGCGCAUGAACGACGGCUUCCUCAACUACUCGCUGGAACGAACAGAGCAAAGCUGCCUGGACAUUUUCCCUGCAGAAAGCGUCGUCUACCUCUCGCCCGACGCCCAAGAAGCUUUGGAGCGAGUGGACGGCGACACGGUGUACGUCCUCGGAGGCCUCGUGGACGAAAGCGUGCAAAAGGCGCUGAGUCUCUCCCGGGCCGAAGAACUGGGCGUCCGCGCGGCCAGGCUCCCGAUAGACGAACACAUGCGGAAGACGCCCAACGGCAAGAACUUCCACUCCAAGAUCUUGGCCGUCAAUCAAGUCUUUGACAUCAUGCUGGCCGCGUACGACACGGGCAGCUGGACGCUCGCGCUCGACAAGUGCUUCCCCCGGAGCAAAGGUUAUGCGGUCGCACCGCAGGGCCACCUCGCCAGCAGCGCUUAAGACUUGACGCAAAUGAAGACACGUUGUUCUCACUUUCAACACUUUUGUUUUUUUUUAUUUGAGCCACUGCCGGCGAAUAAAAACCGCUGAUCGGAACAUUUGCUUGAC
This is a messenger RNA of Hippocampus comes (tiger tail seahorse), 1156 nucleotides long. It is a transcript of the gene trmt10b, whose product is annotated as tRNA methyltransferase 10B. Gene Ontology annotation, biological process: tRNA N1-guanine methylation. NCBI's taxonomy places the organism in Eukaryota, Metazoa, Chordata, Actinopteri, Syngnathiformes, Syngnathidae. The record is from RefSeq and is a predicted model, not a curated record. Bases 116 to 1048 code for a protein of 310 amino acids. Gene Ontology annotation, cellular component: nucleoplasm; nucleus. The transcript is spliced from 7 exons. Gene Ontology annotation, molecular function: tRNA binding.